UAAGACAUCAGGAGUGGAUCGUCGUCGUCGUUGUCGUCGUUGUCGUUUCUUCGGUGUCGAUCGUCGCGUCAAUUAUUAUAAUUCGAUUCGUAAAUGUUGAAACAUUUCGUUCGUGAAAAAUUCAUUGAAAUUGUUUGUUCGAUUGAUAGACAGGUGUGUUAGUGUGAAGCUAACGGUCGCUCGGAGCGUCGGCACGUUUUUUCGCGUAUAUAAAAUUGAACAAAUGAAAAGGAAGGAAAGAAAAGAGAUAAAGGGGAGAGAAAAAUCGAAAUCUGAAAAAAAAGAAAGAAAAGAAAAAAAGGAACGAAAAAAAGAAUCAAAAAAGAAGAACAAGAAGAAGAAGAAGAAGAAUAAAGAAAAAGUAGGGAAACGAGUGAAACAUUUGAAUUGCAAUUUCAGCGGCGUAACGAUUGAUCGAACGAAUUAUGAGAGGAUUAGGAUGCGUUGGAAUGGCAAAGACGAGGGCGGAGCUUUUGGAACAAUAUCGUCUUACCGAGUUCGUUAAAAGUUCGUCGUGAAGGACGUCGUUGCUGUUUUGUUGGUGUCUUCUUAGAAAGGAGCCAAGUUUUGAUAGAAGGCGAAUAUUUCUGAGUGCGUUGAUCUCUUAAGAGAAGGAGAAGAAGCAGAAGAAGAAGGAGAAGAAUAAGAAGAGGCAGAGUUAGAAGGAAAGAGGAAGAGAGAGUAAGAAAGAUAAAGAGAUAGAGAUAGAUAGAUAGAUAGAUAGAUAGAUAGAUAGAUAGAGAGAGAGAGAGAGAGAGAGAGAGAGAGAGAGAGAGAGAGAGAGAGAGAGGAAGAAAGAGUGAAAGAGAAAAGAGUGUUGUGUCAUUGAAGAAUCGUGUUGAAACUGGCGUCCUUGAGCGAUGACUCCGGCAUCGAUGAUACCAAUGAUCGAGCUUGAACGAGUUGAACCUUACGAGGGCUUCUUCCUGGAGUCUGUCGAAGUGGAGAACAUGUCGUCGUUGAUAGACGUCGAGUUCGACGGUGGUGAGACAGUGCGAUCGGUCGUGAGAAGAAUAUUGAACGAGAGUGAUUACGAGCUGAAGAUCGUUUUCGAGGACGACGGUACCGGUGUAGGAGGAGUAGUAACAGCUGCAGGAGGUGGAGGAGGUGGAGCUGCUGGAGGUGGUGCGCGCACCGACGUAGACAACGAGGGACUGAACAAUUGGUGGGCGAUGCUAGCACUGGUUCUCGUCGUGGGCACGGCCGCGGGAAAUAUUUUGGUCUGCCUUGCCAUCGCCUGGGAGAGGAAACUCCAGAACGUUACAAAUUAUUUUCUGAUGAGUCUCGCCAUAACCGAUCUCAUGGUCGCCAUCUUGGUGAUGCCUCUGGGCAUUCUCACUCUCGUUCGAGGAUAUUUUCCACUACCUGCGGUCUACUGUCUCGCUUGGAUUUGUCUGGACGUUCUAUUUUGUACGGCAAGCAUAAUGCAUCUCUGCACAAUAAGCGUCGACCGAUAUCUGAGCCUACGUUAUCCAAUGAAAUUUGGUCGGAAUAAAACGAGACGAAGGGUCAUCCUGAAAAUAAUAUUUGUCUGGCUGCUCAGCAUCGCCAUGAGCUUACCUCUCAGUUUAAUGUAUUCUAAGGAUCACAACUCCGUGUUGGUCGACGGUGCGUGCCAAAUACCAGAUCCUUUGUAUAAACUGAUUGGUAGCAUAAUCUGCUUCUACAUACCGCUAGGUGUCAUGCUACUAACAUAUGCAUUGACGGUGAGACUGUUGGCCAAACAGAGACAGAAUAUCGGUGGAACUACUGGUUGGUCAUCGGGAUGGUUGGGUGGUCCACAAGGUACAUCCACGGGAGGUCUCGAGAGGCGUGGCACGUGGAAGAGAUUUCUAUUGACCAAAAGCUCAGCCGGAAGUGGUGGUACUCCUCAACAUACCUCUGGUACCUCUACCGAUACGGAACUAACGACCCUCGACACCCACGAAUUAUGGCUUCCUGAAAGUGAACCACCACCCUCGGCGAUGUCUGCGCUUCACGCUUUCGGUGCGGAAAUGUUAAAAUUGUCCAGAGGAUUGGAAGGUAUAGCAAGUCCGUUAACGCAAACUCCAAUUAGGACAGGCAGAUCAUCGACGUCUUCGGGUGCCCAUUCUUCUGGUAUUCAGCAACAUCAUCACCAUCAGCAUCAACAUCAUCAACAUCAUCAACAACAUCAACAACAGCAACAUCAGCAGCAACAACGGUGCAGCUUUCGAAACGGCAGCGGCGAUAGCGGAGGAAGUAGUGCGUCGGGUUCAAGGACGAGUUUGUCGAUUGGUCAGGACGAUUUGAGUUCACCGAUACCUUGGAAACAUCGACGUAGAGCAUCGACGUACAACGAGGCACAUCUCGAACGAGCAGACUCGAUAACACCGAAGAUGUCUCGUAAGAGAUCGUUCAGUUUUCACGAACAAACGGCGUUCAGGCGAUCGUCUUCCUCGAGAAAGAGUUCGGCCAACGACGAUAUUACGAAAUCGAGAAAAUCAUCGGAAAAAUCUGACAAUGAAACCACGAACAUAGCGUUGCCACCACCUUGCACUUGUCCGUAUUUCGGCGAAUCCUCGAAAAAACAAAUACCGCAGACUAGCGAUGUCGUCAUUGUUUCGAGCGAAACCAUGAAACCUAUUUCUGAGAGAACACUUGAAAUGAAUCUUCUUGGUAGAAAGAACGAACUCGUAGGAACCAAUUCGAUCGUAACCUGGAGAGGUGGAAGGCGUGGUUCUAGUUUAGGUAGUACGAGAACUCAGUUGGCGGGUACCAAGGCGACAACAUUACGACGUGCGGCGACGAUGCGUGCGCAUAAUGGCGCGGCAACCAGUACGUCUUUGAAACAAACUGGCAACCCGUCGUCACCUAUCUUAAGAUAUGGUGGUGGUGGUGGUGGUGGUAGUGGUGCUAGUGCUAGUGGUGUUCGUGCUCAUCAUUCGAGAACGAGUAGCGUUGUUUCAAGAAAUAGCUCGAGACAUGGUAGGAUCAUAAGGCUCGAGCAAAAAGCUACUAAAGUUCUUGGUGUUGUUUUCUUCACCUUCGUCAUUCUCUGGGCACCCUUUUUCGUCUUGAAUCUCGUCCCAGCUGUAUGUCCAGAUUGCGAGAGACAGAUCGAUCGUAAUAUCUUCGAUUUGGUUACAUGGCUUGGUUAUGCCAGUUCCAUGGUCAAUCCUAUAUUUUACACUAUUUUUAAUAAGGUAUUCAGGCAGACCUUCAAACAGGUACUUCUCUGCAGAUACAGGAAUCAAGCUUGGAGACCAUCUAGGUAGGCACUCGGCCCCGGGAGACCGGGGUCUGCCGUUACCAGGCUUUAACGUCCAUUUAGUUUCCAAGAGAUUGAGCUUUGAUAAAAAGGAAGAGUAUUAUAUGAGAUAGAACCAGGAAAGACGUCGAUGGAACUCUUAUUCUUUCUCUUUCUCUUUCUCUCUUUCUCUUUCUCUCUCUCUCUCUUUCUUUCUUUUUUUCUUUCUUUCUGUUUUACUUUCUCACGUCCCCACGACAAUGUUCAGACACAUCGGAUAGGAGAUUUGAUUAAUCGAGAGAUCUUCGGCGAGGAUCGAAAUAAUAAUAAUAAUAAUAAUAAUAAUAAUAAUAAUAAUAAUAAUAAUAAUAAUAAUAAUAAAAAUAAUAAUAAAAAUAA
Messenger RNA from Vespula vulgaris, 3607 nucleotides. RefSeq names its product octopamine receptor 2 (gene 5-HT2B). Gene Ontology annotation, molecular function: G protein-coupled serotonin receptor activity; neurotransmitter receptor activity. Gene Ontology annotation, biological process: adenylate cyclase-activating adrenergic receptor signaling pathway; chemical synaptic transmission; G protein-coupled receptor signaling pathway, coupled to cyclic nucleotide second messenger. The record is from RefSeq and is a predicted model, not a curated record. Bases 861 to 3236 code for a protein of 791 amino acids. The transcript is spliced from 7 exons. Gene Ontology annotation, cellular component: dendrite; membrane. Lineage: Eukaryota; Metazoa; Arthropoda; Insecta; Hymenoptera; Vespidae.